AUGACCUUGACCACGCGCACCACCAUCACCGACCAAUCCACCGGCGAAACGAUCAGGUUGACCGAUCCGCAGAAUCCUCUGUACGCAGACUACCCGAAGGUGGAGCCCGUGUUUGCGCUGCAGAGAGACCCAUACGCCACAUACGACUUCCAGCAGUUGAGGAGAAACAAGAACGACCCGUUGACGCUCGACGACGACUUGUACGACAUGUGGUCGCCCGACUACUUCCAGACCGUGGACGACAAGACGGCGUUGAAGCACAACGCCAUUUUCUUCUCGCUCUUCUUCGGGUUCGGCGCGUUCAUUGCGUUCUGGGAACUCAACCCCGAAAAGCCCGCCAUGCCCCGCUCUUACCCGUACAACGGCUUGGCCAAGUCCUUGGGCUCGGGCGGCGAGGCUACGGACUACUUCUACCGGGUGAGGCCCGAUGAGACCGCGGCGGCGGCCGGCAUUUUGGCGGACGACGUCAGCGUGGCCUCGCAGGAGGAGGCGUACAAAAAGGCGUACCCGGACUUUUUCCGGGCGUAA
Metschnikowia bicuspidata var. bicuspidata NRRL YB-4993 is the source of this 528-nucleotide messenger RNA. RefSeq lists its product as uncharacterized. The record is from RefSeq and is a predicted model, not a curated record. The transcript has a single exon. The coding region runs from base 1 to 528 and encodes 175 amino acids. Gene Ontology annotation, cellular component: mitochondrion. NCBI's taxonomy places the organism in Eukaryota, Fungi, Ascomycota, Pichiomycetes, Serinales, Metschnikowiaceae.